Molecule: messenger RNA, 2397 nt
Organism: Penicillium cataractarum
Lineage: Eukaryota; Fungi; Ascomycota; Eurotiomycetes; Eurotiales; Aspergillaceae
Exons: 1
Coding region: 1-2397 (798 amino acids)
Source: RefSeq, a predicted model, not a curated record
AUGCGUUUCGUUCCAGUCCUUGCGACUGCAUUGCUCGCCGCGUCUAAUAUCGUGGGAGCUUCCCCUGCAGCCGCCUCGUCCAGUGCUGCAGCCGCUGCUGCUGAUACUACUGUCGCAGCCGCUGCGGCAGCCGACACGGCAUCCAGCGCGGCUACUACGGCCAAUGUCAAUGCUGUCAAUGAACCUGCUGCUACUACUCAGGCUGCUACUACUGAAGCGGCCAAUACAGCAGCUGCUAGCAACAAGGAGCAGACCAACAAUGCUGAUUCUGCCAGCACUGCCUCCGCCGAUACCAUUGCCAACAUUGUGAACAGCAUUGUUGGUAACACGGCUGCUUCCAACACUGCCACUGCUGCUGGCACGACCGCUUCUGCUGCUUCCACUGCUUCGAGUGCCAAGUCCGCUACUACCUCCUCUUCGAGCUCUUCUUCCGAUGUCGAGAGCACGCUCAACAGUCUCCUGAGCAGCUUGACUGGCAGCAGCAGCUCUUCUAGUUUGACUGGCAUUUUGGGAGAUCUCGGCGAUCUGCUUGACGGUAUCACUGGUCUUCUCAACCCUAGCCUGCUCUCUCAGAUUGAGAAGACCUUCGAGUAUUUGUCUACCGGGCUGGCUCCACCCGUCGACACCAACCUUCGUGUUCUUCUUUCCGACGACAACACCCAGGCUAUUGCUUCGCUCCUCACCAAUGCCAACACUUUGUUAAGCACGAAGAACACGCAAACUCUCAGCAACAUCCUUUCCAAAGCCGACAGUUUACUCAGUGACAACAACCUCAACAACCUUCAGAAGCUGCUUAAUAACAUCGACAAGGUCAAUGAUUUGGUUGAAAAUGCAGACACACUUUUGAGCAAGAACAACGUCAAUGCCAUUGAAAGCCUCGUUACGAAUGCUGGCAGCUUGCUGACCUCGGACUUUACCAACAAGACAUCUUCUUUAAUUGAUGCCGCCUCUGAUCUCCUCACGACCGAUGUUACCAACGCCCUCAAGAAGCUUCUGAACGCUGUCGUUCCUCUGCUUCCAGAAUUGCAAUCAUUCCUCACCAAGGACACCUUCGAUGCUCUUACAAGUCUAUUGACCAAUGGAAACGCCCUUUUGACCAAGGCGUUUAUUACAAAGACGAACAGCUUAAUUGAUGCCGCUUCGAACUUGUUGACUACCGAUGUCUCGAACGCCCUGAAGACUCUGCUCAAUGCUGUCGUGAAACUCAUGCCAGAAUUGGAGUCAUUCCUCACCAAGGACACCUUCGAUGCUCUUACAAGUCUAUUGACCAAUGGAAACGCCCUUUUGACCAAGGCGUUUAUCAAUAAGACGAACAGUUUGAUUGAUGCCGCUUCGAACUUGUUGACUACCGAUGUUAGCAACGCUCUCAAGACUUUGCUCACUGCUGUUGUGAAACUCAUGCCAGAAUUGGAGUCGUUCCUUACCAAGGAUACAUUCGAUGCUCUUAACAAUCUGUUGAGUGAAGGCAACGCCCUUUUGACCAAGGAUUUCGUUACGGAAACCAAAUCGCUCGUGUCUGGGGCAUCUGCUCUCCUCACCACGGACGUCACCAAUGCCCUCAAGACAUUGCUCAAUGCCGUGGUCCCUAUCCUUCCUCAAUUGAAGGGCUUCCUGACGGCGGAGACAUUCAACGAGCUCAGCACUCUGUUGUCAAGUGGAUCAGAUCUUUUGACUCCAGAGUUUGCUAACUCUACUAAGAGUUUGGUGGAGAAUGCUAACGACCUCUUGACCCCUGAUCUUGUCAGUGGCCUGAAGAGUAUUCUCAACGAAGUCACUCCUCUGCUGCCGUCGAUUAAGUCACUUCUCACCAAGUCUACCAUCGACGCCAUUGGAUCGCUUCUCACCAAUGCCAACAGCCUCCUCACUCCUGCCAGCGUCAAGGAGAUCAACAGUCUAUUGAGCAGCGCUAGUGAUCUGUUGACUCCAUCAUUCAUCAACAGUACCGACGAGUUGGUUACUGGAGCCCAUGAUCUGCUCUCACCAUAUGUCCUCGGUGGCCUGUCUGACCUCCUGAAUGCUCUUGUCCCAGUGGUCCCCACCAUCAACGACGACUUCCUGAACAAGACGACUCUGAACAACUUGACUUAUUUGUUGGGUAAUGGUACCGAACUUCUCACUCCCACGUUCGUCGAAGGAACAAGCGACUUGAUUACCGAGGCUGGCGAGCUGCUCACUCCGGAUAUGGUCAAGUCCCUCAAGGACCUGCUCACCGAAGUUGACAACAGUCUUCCGGAGAUCAAAUCUCUCAUUACGCCCGCUUCAAUCAAGAAGAUCUCUGGUCUUCUGACCAACGCUGAGGACUUAUUGAGCGAAAAAUUCGUCAAUGAGACCUCAACUCUAAUUAGUGAUGUUGCGGGCCUUUUCCCGCUUCUUGAGGGUAUUCUCAACUCGCUGUAA